Messenger RNA from Nyctereutes procyonoides (raccoon dog), 2140 nucleotides. It is a transcript of the gene PLVAP, whose product is annotated as plasmalemma vesicle associated protein. Lineage: Eukaryota; Metazoa; Chordata; Mammalia; Carnivora; Canidae. Gene Ontology annotation, biological process: regulation of vascular permeability; positive regulation of cellular extravasation. The record is from RefSeq and is a predicted model, not a curated record. Bases 95 to 1420 code for a protein of 441 amino acids. The transcript is spliced from 6 exons. Gene Ontology annotation, cellular component: caveola.
CCCCCUCGGUGCAGGGUGCAGAGGGGCAGCUGCCGCCACCCAGAGCAGGCCGCAGGGCUGAGCAGCGUGGGUGACCAGGCAGCGGUCGGGCGAGAUGGGCCUGCCGGUGGAGCACGGAGGAGCCUACGCGCGGGCAGGGGGCAGCCCCCGGGGCUGCUGGUACUACCUGCGCUACUUUUUCCUUUUCGUGUCGCUCAUCCAGUUUCUCAUCAUCCUGGGCCUCGUCCUCUUCAUGGUCUACGGCAACGUGCAUGUGAGCACAGAAUCCAACCUGCAGGCCACAGAGCGCCGGGCCGAGGGCCUGUACAGCCAGGUCGUGGGGCUCACGGCCUCCCAGGCCAACCUGUCCAAGGAGCUCAACCUCACCUCCCGCGCCAAGGAGACCAUCAUGCAACUGCUGCUGAAUGCCCGCCGCGACCUGGACCGGAUCAACGCCAGCUUCCGCCAGUGCCAGGCUGACCGGGUGGUCUACAUGAACAACCAGCGGUACAUGGUGGCCAUUAUCUUGAGUGAAAAGCAGUGCCAAGAACAACUUAAGGAGACCAACAAGAGCUGUAAUGCCCUUUUCCUCAUGCUGAACCAGAAGGCCAAGACGCUGGAAAUGGAGGUGGCAAAGGAGAAGCAAGUGUGCACUAAAGACAAGGAGGCGCUGGUGCUGAGCAAGCGCGUGGUGGAGGAGCAGCUGGCCGAGUGUGGCAAGGCCCGGGAGCAGCAGCGGCAGGAGCGACAGCUGGCUGAGGAUCGCUUGCAAAAGGUGCAGACCCUCUGCCUCCCGCUGGACAAGGACAAGUUUGAGACGGAGCUGCGUAACCUCUGGAGGGACUCCAUUAUCCCACGGACCCUGGACACCAUGAGCUAUAAUCUGUACCAUCCUCUGGGCUCAGAAAUAACCUCCAUCCGGAGAAGCUGCGACCACAUGCCCACCCUCAUGAGCACCAAGGUGGAGGAGCUGGCCCGGAGCCUGCGGGCUGGCAUAGAGCGUGUGGCCCGCGAGAACGCGGACAUCCAGCGCCAGAAGCUGGAGGUUGAGCAGGCCCUGAAGGCAAGUCAGGAGGCCAAGGAGAAGUUGGAGAAGGAGGCCCAGGCUCGGGAGGCCAAGCUCCAGGCUGAAUGCGCCCGGCAGACACAGCUAGCUCUGGAGGAGAAGGCAACGCUGCGGAAGGAGAGAGACAGCCUGGCGAAGGAGCUGGAGGAGAAGAAGCGGGACGCAGAGCAGCUCAGAAUGCAGCUGGCCGUCAGCAACUCCGCCUUGGACACCUGCAUCAAGGCCAAGUCACAGCCGAUACCUAUACCAAGACCUGCGGGCCCUGCCCCCAACCCCCAGCCCAUUGACCCAGCUGGCCUGGAGGAAUUCAAGAGAAGGAUCCUGGAGUCCCAGAGGCCCCCUGCAGCCAAUGCUGUAGCCCCAUCCAGUGGCUGACGAGGCUCUGGCCCCUGAGGACCGAGGUGCGGCCCCGACUGGCCAGUCUGCGGACUCCGCGCAGCGAGACGCCCCGGGCACACGAGCAGCUGGGGCCACCGCACCGACUCCCGCACACACCCACGGCCCGGACCCCACACUCGUCCUCCCCUCCACCCCACCGCACCCCCAACACCUUCUCACCGGCCCACACCUGCCCGCCUGAUCUCUCACCUGAGACAGCGAUACCUCAGUGGCGUCACACGAAGAUGCAGUGACAUCACACAGACCAGGCGAUGGCAUCACACAAGAACGCGGCAGUGGUGCCACACAGACACAGGGAGGAUGUCACCCACAGAUGCAGUGCCGACGUCACAUACCCGCACAUGCACACCUCCGCCCAGCCCUUGCCCGAUGUCACACCCUCCCACGCACUCGGGCCCAGGCGACCGCAGCACCAUACCCAUCUGCCACCUCUGUGCCCUUGCCACACCGCCCUCCAGUUUUCUCCUCUUCUGACUCCUCACCCCCAGGGUGUCAGGCCUAGUGAAGCAGGAACGGGAGACAUUAGCCUCCGUCCCCUCAGGGACAGUCUCCUGGCUCCCCUGCCAGGCCGCACCUGAGCCCAGGGCCAAUGUCACCCACAGGCCCCAUCAGAGUCCCUCCCUCCCGUCCACACCUAGCCCGGCCUGUGGCCCAUAUAAAUGCUAGUGGCACUAAAUAAAUAUUACUGAAUCCUUU